AUGAAUCAACAGUCAUUGGAAGAUACCAUGAUUGAGGUGAGGGAAGAUUUCAUGGUUUCACCUGCUGGUGAUAGUCAACCAACUUUCAGAACAGCCCAUUUUCUAAACCCAAUUGAAAACUCCAUUAAAGAACCAGCUUUUAAGUGUAACCCAUUUUCAUCAUCUUCUUCUGUUUUUGACCCAAAUCAAUGGCCUUUAGAAAUCCAUUUCAAUGGGUGGCGUUACCCACAAACUAAAUGGGUUAAAUGGGUUGAUGAACUUAAGCUCAAAUAUGAAUCACUGUGGAAGAAAGUUGGAAUCUUUGAAGCCAUAAUGAGCACCAAAUGCUGCAUAAAGAAAAAUCAAGACUUGGUUUAUGGGGUUGUUGAGAAAUGGUGUUGGGAGACAAAUACCUUUGUGUUUCACUUUGGUGAGGCAACAAUAACUUUGGAGGAUAUCAUGGUUUUAGGGGGUUACCCUGUUCUUGGUGAUCCUGUUUUCAUUUCACUUCAAGAUGAAGAAAUGAGAGAGGUGGAGAAGAAAUUGAUCUUUGCAAGAAAUGAGCUUUAUAAGACUAAAUCAGGUAAGCCUAGACCAUCAAUAUGGAUGGAUAUUUUUAUUGGUAAAGGUAGUGAAAUUGAACAUGAAUCAUUUCUUGCUACUUGGUUGUCAGUUUUUGUUUUUCCUAAUAAAAACUUUUUGGUAAAAAGUUGUUUGUUUCCUAUUUCUAUUCAUCUUGCUAGAGGAAAUCCUAUUGCUUUGGCACCAGCUGUUUUAGCUAGCAUAUAUAGGGAUUUAACUUUGUUUAAGAAAACAAUAGUUGAUUUGUCAAAAUAUCCUACUGGUGGUGAUAGGUUUCCUGUGGAGAUUACUCUUCAAUCACCCUUUUACUUGGUUCAAAUUUGGGUGUGGGAGAGGUUCAAAAAUUUGCAACCAAAACCACAAACUAUGUUGACCAACCAUGGAGACCCUUUAUUGUUUAGGUGGCAUAAGGUUAAGGCCUUGAAAAUUGACAAUGUUAAGUUGGCGUUAGACUCAGCUAGCGAUGAUUUUCUUUGGCGUCCGUAUGUUAUAUGUGCUGAUAAAUGUGGAAUGUUUUAUCCAAAUGAUAAAAUUUGGGCACCGUUUGAGAAAGAUUUGGAUAAAGAAAUGCUCUCAUUUGUUACAUGCUUGAGAGUUUCUAAGCUUGUUGGAUUUGAGUCUAUGGAGCAAUAUCUCCCACAUAGAGUCGCUAUGCAAUUUGGAAUGGAUCAAGAUGUUCCAAGUUAUGUGCCUAGGCUUAACGAGACUAAAUUCAUUGCUUGGAAAAAUUACUGCAGGCCCAUAUCUGAUAAAAAAUUGUAUUUCCCACCAAGAUUAUUUGAGGCAGAUGUUACCAUGCGUUAUGCAAAGUGGUGGAAGCAAUUGGUAUUGGGUCAUGACGAUUAUGUUAAGAAAGUUGUGCGUCGGAAGAGAAGCGCUAGUUUAAGAAAGCACAGACUUCAUGUUGUAAAAUUUAACACAAGUGGUAAUGAUGUUGGUGUUCCACCUGGAUUUCCUCCCAAUCUUGUUGACACUCUUAAUUGUGGAAAAUUUUGUGAUGAUGAGGGUUUAAAAAUUAAAACUAGGAAGGUUGAGGAUUUGUAUGCUGAUGUUCCUGCUAAAAAUUCUGUUCUUAAUUGUUUGAUAGAUGAUGAAAUUAUUGAUGCUGAUGUUGAGGUUUGUAAGUCUGUGUUGGAAGAGUACAAGUGUGGUGGCAAAGUCCAUGAAUCUAAGAAUUUAUUGAACCGAUGUUGUUCAACCUCUUCAGAAGAUGAUGAGAAGAUAUUGCCACUGAAAAGGCCGGUUUCAAAAGAUAACACUGAACUUUCAAAAGGGGUUUUGAAGGAUGAGUUAAAAGAUGCAAAUGAGAGCAAAAAAUCAAGGAUGUGUAGUGGUAGAGUCUGUUUAUCUGAGACUCAAGGUGAAGGCAAAAACAAAGUCUCUUUGUGUAGUCAUGAAUUUGGUGAAUUUAUAUCAUCGAAUGUGAGUAAUGAAAUAGCUGGAAAUGGGGAUGAAACAGGAAUCAAGAUUCCAUUUUGUGAUAGAAAUGGUGAAAAAGGGGAAAGUGUUAGUCCUUUUACAUUAGACAUGGUAAUUGAUCUUGAAAACAGGAUUCAGAAGCUUGAAAGAGUGAUUGCUAAGCUUAAAGAAGCAAGAUUUGGCCACAAAGUUGACAUGGUUUGA
Messenger RNA from Trifolium pratense (red clover), 2184 nucleotides. RefSeq lists its product as uncharacterized. NCBI's taxonomy places the organism in Eukaryota, Viridiplantae, Streptophyta, Magnoliopsida, Fabales, Fabaceae. Bases 1 to 2184 code for a protein of 727 amino acids. The record is from RefSeq and is a predicted model, not a curated record. Gene Ontology annotation, biological process: meristem maintenance; meristem development. The transcript has a single exon.